AUGCAUCUAGAAGAUCACGCCGCCGCAGAGGAGACAGAGAAAAGCACCGCUCAACUCGCGAAAGUAGCAGAGACCGCGAUCACCGCCGCCGUCGCAGCAGAUCCCGUGGCGACAAGGACCAUCGCACCAAUGGCGACGACCAAUCCCGCACCAAGAGCCGUCGGGACCGCGACCGUGAGAGAGAAAAGGAACGCUCUGAUCGCGACAGAAGCGACCGUGAUCGUAAACGCUCUCGUAGAGAUCGCUCGCCCUCAGCCAAUGGAACCAACGACCAUUACUCGUCUUCCCGCCGCUCACGUCGCGACGACCCAGCAUCCACAACUGACGACCAAGGAUUCAAGAUCAAGGGCUCUCGCACUGGCAGCAAACCUUUCGCUCCUCCCACCGGUCCCCGUAAAGACCGCAACGACGACAAGAACACCAGACGCCCUAGCAUGCAAUCCGUCGUCGUGCCCCAAGACACUGCCACUUCGUCUGCAGACCCCUACGCCCAGGAACGUGAAGCACGUAUCAAAGAGCGCAUGGCCAAAGAACAGCAACGCCGCGAAAGUGCCACUAUGGGAAAAAGAGGUAGAGGCGAUGAAGCAGGAAGACGGGGAUCCAUUGAGGCGCCGACGGGGCCGAAGGGAGGAAGAAAAGGAAGAAAAGGUUAGUUAUAGAUAUGAAGAUGAAGAGGGCGAGGAAGCCAGAGCUGAAAGAGUUGAGAGGGAGAGAGAGGCUGGAAGAUGGGGUUGA
This is a messenger RNA of Aureobasidium uvarum, 735 nucleotides long. Lineage: Eukaryota; Fungi; Ascomycota; Dothideomycetes; Dothideales; Saccotheciaceae. The record is from the annotation of a GenBank genome assembly.